AUGCCUAUAACUUGGGAUCACGAAGCUGAUGCAAAGCUUCUCCUCAGGAUCUUCACUACCAGCAACAUCAAUCUUGACUACGAAGACCUUGCCAAGCACAUGGGACCCGAUUGCACUAUCAUCGCUAUCAGGAGCAGAAUUCAACGCCUCAGAGUGGAUCCUAGGGCUGGAAUUGCUGUCAAUGGCGACUCUUCUGCUCCUGCUACUCCGGAGAAGCGCAAACGCGGCCGCGGAAAGAAGGACGCCGCGGACAAAGACAAGGCUAGUCCUAAGAAGAUUAAAAAAGAGGAGACAGAUGAGAACGGUUCCGAUGUUGUUGACAGCGCUUGA
Molecule: messenger RNA, 330 nt
Organism: Aspergillus udagawae
Lineage: Eukaryota; Fungi; Ascomycota; Eurotiomycetes; Eurotiales; Aspergillaceae
Exons: 3
Coding region: 1-330 (109 amino acids)
Source: RefSeq, a predicted model, not a curated record